GCGGGGUGCCAUUUUAAUAUAAAAAAGAUGGAAUAAACUGGUAAAUCGAUUUUCCCCCGUAUGAUCUUCCUUGAUGUCGUUGUUUUUUUAAAAAAAUCAUAUAUUCAUACAUAUAAACAUAGGCCUGCAUAAAGCAGCGAUUAUAAUAAUAUUCAUGUUUUAUGUAAAUAUGAGCUUUAAGGCAUUGAUUUACCUGUAAUUAUAUGACAGGUUGUGAAAAUAUGACACAUACAGAGAUAAAACACAUUUUAACUCAAGGUUUAAUUGUGAUAAGAUGUACAUAUCUCUAACCUGGAUGGAGGUAUAAUGCAAGUUAUUUACAGACACUGGUUUUUACUCAUGUAAAGGAUACAAAUGCAGAACAGCAUGAUUUUAGAUUCUCUAGAUGGGGUGAGCAGCAACUCAAGCAUGUCAACAGCUGCCAGCAUUGGCAUGGGGAUGUCUCCUUCCAUGGGAAUCAGCUCGAUGGCACAGAUGGGUUCCCCUCCAGACAUCAAACCAGACAUCAAUUCUCUCGUGUCACCCUCAUUUUAUCCCUAUGGUAUUCAGCACCCCAUGUCCCAGUCACAGGCCUCCCCUGGGUCUCAGCCAAUGAUGUCACCAGGAUUGCACUCGCCAUCUUCAUCAGUAACCUCACCCUCCAUGAUGUCAAUUGGCUCCCCGGGAUCUGCAGCCUCACCCCCAGGGACGAAUCCUCACAUGCCCCACACUAAUCUCAACAGCAAACAUAUCUGUGCUAUUUGUGGUGACCGGGCUUCGGGUAAACACUACGGAGUUUACAGUUGUGAAGGUUGCAAAGGGUUUUUCAAAAGAACAGUUCGUAAGGACUUGACUUACGCUUGUCGGGAUGAUCGAAACUGUAUCAUAGACAAGAGGCAGAGGAAUCGAUGCCAAUAUUGCCGAUAUAUGAAAUGCUUAAACAUGGGAAUGAAAAGAGAAGAUGUUAAAUGCAGCACCGAUGCAGGGCGCCAAGGAUCAUCUGUACAAGAAGAGAGACAAAGGGUGAAGGAAAAGGGAGAGGGGGAGGUGGAGAGCACCAGCAGUGCAAAUUCAGAUAUGCCGGUAGAGAAGGUCCUGGAGGCUGAAUUAGCAGUGGAACCAAAGACAGACACCUAUAUAGAUGCCCAGAAAGAUGCAGUGACAAAUAUUUGCCAGGCGGCGGAUAAGCAACUCUUUACCUUGGUGGAAUGGGCCAAACGAAUACCUCACUUUACUGAGCUGCCUUUGGAUGACCAGGUCAUUCUACUGCGAGCAGGUUGGAAUGAACUCCUAAUAGCCGGCUUUUCACAUCGAUCCAUUGUGGUUAAGGAUGGUAUACUGUUGGCCACAGGUCUCCAUGUGCAUAGAAGUAGUGCCCAUCAAGCGGGGGUGGGAACCAUUUUUGACCGUGUCCUCACAGAACUUGUUGCUAAAAUGCGUGAAAUGAAAAUGGAUAAAACAGAGCUGGGAUGCUUAAGAGCUAUAGUUCUCUUUAACCCAGAUGCUAAAGGUCUCUCUGCUGUAUCAGAGGUGGAACAGUUGAGAGAGAAAGUGUAUGCUUCACUAGAAGAAUACUGCAAAAUGCACUACCCCGACGAACCAGGGCGAUUUGCCAAACUACUGCUACGAUUGCCAGCACUAAGGAGUAUAGGGCUCAAGUGUCUGGAACACUUAUUCUUCUUCAAAUUAAUUGGUGAUACUCCAAUAGACACUUUCCUCUUAGAAAUGUUGGAGAGUCCUUCCCCGAGCAGCACUUGAUGAGGGAACAUCACCUUCCCUUCGUUAUGUGUAGGGUGUGGAGACAUUUUCUCAAAAUAUAUUGUCAAAGCAACAUCGUGUUGUGUUUUAAAGUCAUGAGUUACUUUUGAUGGGCCUGUGCACAAAUUCUGAUUUAUUUAGCGGGCUUACACCGCCUGUUGAUCUACCAAAACAGGAAGUUAGUCCUUUUAAUGUCUUUGGAUAAUUUUUUUCUCUCUUUUCUUCCUCCUUUUCCCCCGGUGUCAGGCUAUUAUUCGUGCUAAAUUUAUGUCAUAUACUACUGUCAAAUUAAGUGAUUAGUUAAAUGUAUUGAUUUUUAUUAUUAAUGCAUUUUUAAUGAAUACUGUUUUUCAAUCAAAAUAUUCUUGUAACUGAGUAUGAUAUUCAGAACUAAAUUGAGAUGAAACAUCUUUUAAGUCGUAUUCAUAUCAUUUAUAUAUAUAACAUUUUUCAUAGUCUUUUCAUUAUUUUCAUAGUCAUUUAUGGGUUUUUUAAAAAAAAAAUUAAGAAUUUAGACUUUACAAUGUUUCAAGUACUUAGAUUGAACAGUGGAUACGUUUUUCACAGAAUUAUGAAAUGCCAUAGAAAUAAGUUUAUCCACAGUACACAAACAGAUUGAAAAUAUUCUUGUACAAGAUGUUAUUUUUUUGCAAGUGUUUCAGUCUAUGUCACAGUUAGAAAAUAUGAAGGUAGGAUUAUGUUCCGUAGACAGGUAUGAAUAAGAUUAACUCCGUAGUUGUGAUAAGGGGUUUUCUUCUUGCAAGAUUAUAACUGUACUGAAGAAAUUCUUGGAUUUGUGUGGGAAAUGUUUGAUAUUUGCAAAAGAUUUUCAUUCAGAAUUUGCAUAAGAAAUAUAGAAUAGUGUGUGGCCAUUUUAUCCGUGAAGCUUUGACUUUCACCCAAUUAAAUGUAUACAUAAUGGAGUCUCUGCACAGAACAUUAAUGAAAUGUUUAAAAUUGUUCUAUAGACUGUUCUCUCAUGUUGGAUUUCGUGUUUAGCAUUUACAAAAAACACUACAUUACUGUGAUGUAAAGGAAAUAAUAGAUUUUUACAUACUGUUUUAACCACUGGCAAUCAGGACAUUUUUUUAAAAACUUUAUUACAUGUACUGUGAGGUUACCUUUUUAUUUACUGUGAAUCAGGAAUUUUUGUGAUUAUUUGGUAUCUUCAAUUUAUACACAAAAAGAAAUGUCCAGGAGCGAUACUUUAUUAAUAGUUAUAGGCAUCAGAAAUAAUCUAGAGAACUAAAUAUUUUCACUUGUUUGCAUUCAUGCAAAAUAUACAUGAACGAUGAAACAUCAUAAGUAAGAUGGGAGCUGCACUGUGCGUGCUGUGAAUCUUGAGAGGGAUUGACAUUGUAGUAAGAAACGUUUUUGAGCGCUCUUAUUGCUAGAAAUCAAUUUCCUCAGUUUUAACUAUUGAAGUACAUCAAAGAUAAAAUCUUAGAUAUAAAAUUCGAUGUUUUGUAUUAUGAUAUCAGUGCGACCCCUCCCCUAUAGCCUCAACACAUCUUGUAUAUUCAUUGGUGAGGACCACGGUCAGUACCCUAGUUCCAUGUUAAUGGUCUGUCUUCUACUCAGUUCAUUUGUAGAAAAUAUUUUAAAAUGAUUUUCCGAGAAAUUCUUUAUUUGUGGUUGAUGAUGAAGUGGAUUGGUGCAGAAAUAGUGCUAUGUUUAUUCUGUGAGCAGGAUGAAUGUUACUUAGUGUGUGUGAUUUUGUCCAGAUGGCAUGCAUCUGAAUGUUAUUAUGUUAAUAUGAAUUUCAGGCAUUUUAGCUUAAAUGAUUAUAUAAAAAAAAACCCUGACCUGGUACUACAAGUGUUACCAGGUUUUGUUCUGCUAUUUUGACUGUUAUUUUGACAAUGAGUACAUUUUGCUACGUGUUUUGUUUUAACAUGUAGUGGAAGAAUUCUCAGUCUAUUUGAGGAAAAUGUACUAAGAGUGCAAAAUUGUGUAUUUUGAAGAAAUAAUUGUUCAAAAUUUUUAUGCACCCAGAGAACAACAUUUUUGGGUUACAGGGAAUGUGGAAACUUGUAUUUUAGACAUGGGUUGCAUGACUUGAGACUUUUAGAAAAUUUAGGAUCACGGGGAUUAAUAGUAUAAAAACUUUGAGCUAUACCUAUUAAACUGUAGUAAUUUAGGACUGAUAGUGUGAUAAGCAGGUUAACGGGUAUAGAAGUACACUAAAUGUUUGUAGGUCCAUUCCGUAAUCAAGUUGGCUGUUUCUUUAGCAGUAGUGAUCAUAUAGAAAAUGUUCAAGUUACAAGAAAUGGAUUCCAAAUUUUCAGUGUAAUAAUUUUGCAGUAUUUCCAUUUUCCCCCUGUUGGCAGUGCCCUGUGGGCAUCGGUCCCAGAGAGACAACUUGUUUAAAUGAUUUAAGGAAUGGGAAAAAAAACCAAAUCAACAAAUUUUAUACAAACAGGUUCUCUUUUCCCUUUUUAUAAAGGUGGGUGUUUUAGGGGCAUUUGAUGCCCUGGUAUUUGUUAAGGUUUUUACUGUUAAGUGCUAUCUUUUAUCAGAUCAUGUGUAUAUAUUGUACAUUAUUCAUUUAUGUAGAUGAAAUUGUUAUUUUACAUAAAAAUACAGUAUGUCUAAUU
Molecule: messenger RNA, 4334 nt
Organism: Ostrea edulis (European flat oyster)
Lineage: Eukaryota; Metazoa; Mollusca; Bivalvia; Ostreida; Ostreidae
Product: retinoic acid receptor RXR-like
Exons: 8
Coding region: 355-1737 (460 amino acids)
Biological process (GO): anatomical structure development; cell differentiation; positive regulation of transcription by RNA polymerase II
Cellular component (GO): RNA polymerase II transcription regulator complex; nucleus
Molecular function (GO): nuclear receptor activity; RNA polymerase II cis-regulatory region sequence-specific DNA binding; zinc ion binding
Source: RefSeq, a predicted model, not a curated record